AUGGCAACAAUUAACAAAACUGAUAUGCAGAUCCGAGUGGAAGAGAUAGUAACACGACCUACCGACCAUAUUCUACAUGCGGGACCAGAAAAUCGUAACCUUUUGAAAAUAUUCGUUUGUUCCUUUAAUAAUAAUUGGAUUAAGAGUCCCCCCGACGCAGUGAAAAUCUGCGCCGACUUUGGAAAUGCAUUACACGAUGCGACUAUUGUACUAGAUGAUAUUCAGGAUGGAACGAUACUUCGUAGAGGACUUCCUUCAGCACAUAUGGUUUAUGGAGUUCCGCUAACUAUUCGUGCUGCAUUACACAAGACUUUUCUAAUAAUGCAAAAUUUACUACGUUAUGUAGAAAAUAGGAAGUACGCCACUGUUCGUGUCUUCUGUGACGAUCUUGACGAGGGAAAAUUCACCUUUCCUAUGAUUCAUGGUAUUCUAAGUCACCCGAAUGAUCAUCGGCUUUUGGAUAUGUUAAAACCAAGACCAUUGGAUAUGGAAAGUAAGAAACUUUUUGUCGACAUACUGGAAAGUUUUGGAAGUUUCGAGUACACGCGACGGGAAUUGGAAAAGUUGAAAAUUGGAAUUUUGACUGAUGCAGACCAUAUGAAUAUGGGCAAAAAUCCAUAUUUGGAACGAAUUCUGGAAGAUGUGUUGGGUAACUUGGAAACGGAAAUCUAUUACGAUAGUUGUGACUAA
Zophobas morio is the source of this 690-nucleotide messenger RNA. Its product is annotated as terpene synthase-like. The coding region runs from base 1 to 690 and encodes 229 amino acids. NCBI's taxonomy places the organism in Eukaryota, Metazoa, Arthropoda, Insecta, Coleoptera, Tenebrionidae. Gene Ontology annotation, biological process: isoprenoid biosynthetic process. The transcript is spliced from 5 exons. The record is from RefSeq and is a predicted model, not a curated record. Gene Ontology annotation, molecular function: prenyltransferase activity.